UCGCGGAACGAUUGUCUGUUGCGGGAGCUGCAGCCGCGACUACUUUUUAGUCGCUGUGUUUUGUCUGGGCAACAACGUUUUAGAAGCUCACGUGCGUCACAAUCAUUUCGAUGGAAUUUUAGUCGACGGUAUUCUUUGGGUCCCGCUUAAUAUUCAUGAAGUCGUGCAUAGGAACGGACUGGAAACCGUUCUCGUAGCAGAUUUUUUCCACGUUCGAGGAUACGUAGUUUCCUGGUGUCAUUCAAGUCGACGCCGGCAAGUGUAAGCGUAGGCGAGGUCCAUCCAAGGAUCGUCAGGGGCACGCGUAGGCAAAAUCCGAGGUGGGAUUGAAGGUCGACGAAGGUGGGGUCUUCCUUGUAUUCCGAGUCGAGCCAUCGUAUCAUCUCAAACCUGUUAAUCUGCUCGGUCCAGUCGUGGAACGCGUACACGCUCCAGCAGAGAUCACAAGGAAACAUGGACCAUUCGCAGGCAGCAGUUCUGCUUCUCCUUUUGUCGCUUGGGUUGGCCAAUGGUGGAUACUAUCGUCCAAGGAUCUUAACAUCUGGGAAUGUUGUUGCUAGAAGUGGUUGCGACUCGUACACUUGUGGAGUGAACGCGAGAUGUACUAUCAGCGAAGGCAGGCCGGUCUGUUCCUGUAUGAACCUGCACAUGGGCGAUCCUCUCUCGCGCUGCGUCCGAGUCGAAUGCCAAAUAAACGACGACUGCAGCAACAGCAUGGUCUGCACGAACAACAGAUGCAUAAACCCUUGCGACGGGUUGUGCGGCGUGAACGCGAUAUGCGAGACCAGGAACCACGUCCCAACUUGUUAUUGCCCGCCUGGGUACACGGGAGAUCCCUUCACCUCCUGCCGUGUAGCUGAUCCUCAAGCCGCCUGCAAGCCGAAUCCCUGCGGGCUGAAUACCAAGUGCGAGGUGGUGAACGAGAUAACAGUCUGCAGCUGUUUGCCAGGAUACUUAGGAUCGCCAGCGAUCGGAUGCCGCCACGAGUGCGAGAGCGACCACGAAUGCCCUACUCACCUCGCGUGCUCAUCUUCCUUCAGGUGCGAGAGCCCGUGCAAAUGCGGCGCCAACGCGGAGUGCAAGGUUCUCAAUCAUCAAGCUGUUUGUACCUGUCCAAAGAAUUGGUUGGGGAAUCCUUUCGUGUCCUGCCGGCCGGAGUGCACGGCUCACUCGGACUGUCCAGGGAACAAGCCCGCGUGCAUCUACCAGAAAUGCACGAACCCUUGCGAGGGAGUGUGCGGCGUGAACGCGGACUGCAACCUGCGAGGCAUCACUCCAGUCUGUAGCUGUCCGAGACACAUGACUGGGAAUCCAUUUGUCAGUUGUAGACUCUUCGAAGCGCGGGACCUGUGCGAGCCUAAUCCAUGCGGAGUGAACGCGAUCUGCACUCCAGGCCACGACAACACGGGAAAGGAGAGGCCCGUGUGCACGUGUCCUACUGGUUACAUAGGGAACGCGUUAGCCAGCUGCCAGCGAGGAGAAUGCUUCACGGACAGCGAGUGUCCCGAUAGCAAAGCGUGCAUAGACUUCACCUGCCAGAACCCGUGCACUGGGAAAGAGUGCGGGCCGACCGCGAUGUGCACUCCGCGACGACAUAUAGCGGUGUGCACUUGCCCGGAUGGCACGCGAGGAGAUGCACUCUACAGCUGCAACUUGGUCGACAGCAGAUCCUUCUACGGCUAUGGUCGCCAUUACCGAUAUCGUUAUUACUAGUUGAUAUACUAGUUAAUUUCAUCUGGCCGGAUUGGCCUGAAGGUGUAACGAAGAUGAUUAUCUUAACAGAAUUUGUAUAUAAUUGAACAAAUACAUAUUUAUCUGACCUUGAGGCAUUCGAAGGGUCACAUCUUUCAUCGAGUUUGCGAUACUGGCGAAUAAGUGAUUUUAUUCUUGUAUGGUUUAAUUAAUGCUUUAGGAUAGAGAAGAAAAUUCAAUAUGUGUAUCGAAAGGUGUAAACGUUCUAUGUCUCCGAAAAAUAUUCGUUUCUCAAAGAAAUACAUUUGACAAUAAUUUAAUAUCUCA
This is a messenger RNA of Hylaeus anthracinus, 2019 nucleotides long. RefSeq names its product neurogenic locus notch homolog protein 1-like. The record is from RefSeq and is a predicted model, not a curated record. NCBI's taxonomy places the organism in Eukaryota, Metazoa, Arthropoda, Insecta, Hymenoptera, Colletidae. The transcript has 8 exons. Bases 454 to 1713 code for a protein of 419 amino acids.